Drosophila kikkawai is the source of this 5608-nucleotide messenger RNA. It is a transcript of the gene Ranbp21, whose product is annotated as exportin-5-like protein Ranbp21. The record is from RefSeq and is a predicted model, not a curated record. Gene Ontology annotation, molecular function: RNA binding; nuclear export signal receptor activity; small GTPase binding. Lineage: Eukaryota; Metazoa; Arthropoda; Insecta; Diptera; Drosophilidae. Gene Ontology annotation, cellular component: RNA nuclear export complex; nucleus; cytoplasm. Gene Ontology annotation, biological process: protein export from nucleus; RNA export from nucleus.
CCGUCUUGACAACUGUCGCGAUGUGGCAACGCUGCGGCAUUGCGAAAAUAUUGCGCGAGUUUCAUAAGAAAUUUCAGUUAGGCAGGCCAGAACCACACAUUUCAUCAGCUUGCAGUAAGACAAGAAAAUAGGACUAUCCCAAGCCAACGACCCCAUACUUGAGGUCACUCCCGGCUGCAGCACAUCCACACGCAUUCCAAAAACACGCUCUGGAAGCGGAGACGAGUCCGGGCAUUCGGCGGCAGAGCCAUCUGGCAACUUCCGCACGGCGGCUGUCAACCCUGUCCCGUGCGAUUUGCUGCACAUUGUUCUAACGCGAACCAGCCGGAAAAGCCAUUUAUCUAUAUGCGAUUCCAAUGUGAGAGGAGGCACUGAGACGCUGAAUGCUGUCUUCUCUGGCCAUAGGUGCGACAGAAAGCUGACCAACCGAGUACCCGUUCGUGGAACGCCCAGACCCAAAAGGGCCACGAGCGCAAAGCGACCAAGAACACCAGCGCAGCUCUCGGCACACGCACUCCGCAAUCCAAUCCGGCACAGCUCCACACACCCGCACAUACGCACGCACACCGACACCGACAUCGACACACGGGCGGCUCUUCUAAUCGCGAAACGUCGUUGUCACACCGCAUUGGCCAAAGGCGAACGCAGGGAAGCGCGCAGGCAGGAAGGAAGGAAGCCAGCCAGGCAGGCAAGACAGGGCACCGAGAAGCGGCGGCGGGGGCAGGCGCCAACAAAGGAAACAAAAGGCAGCUAGCAAGAGCAAUAUCAAUGGCCCAGCUUGGAGGCACAGAGGCCCUGGCCGCUGAACUGGCCAAGGCUGUGGACCUAAUCAUGCAUCCUUUGACCCAGCAGCAGGCGCGCCUGGAGGCGUACAUGGCCUGCGAGCGCUUCAAGGAGGAAUCACCGCUGUGCGCCCAGGUCGGCCUGUACUUGGCCAGUUCGCCGCAGUCGAACCAGCAGGUACGCCACUUCGGACUCCAGCUGAUCGAGUACACAAUCAAGUUCCGUUGGAAUUGCAUUUCGCACGAGGAGAAGGUAUACAUUAAGGACAAUGCCAUCAAGAUGCUGAACGUGGGCGUGGGCCCGGCGGAGGACCGCACGCUGCUGCCCACAAAGGACGCGCUCUCGCGCAUUAUCGUUGAGAUGAUCAAGCGCGAGUGGCCGCAGCAGUGGUCCGAUUUGCUGCCAGAGCUGAGCUCGGCCUGUGCCAAGGGCGAGUCACAGACGGAGCUGGUGCUGCUGGUCUUUCUGCGUCUGGUGGAGGAUGUGGCCCUGCUGCAGACGAUCGAAUCGAAUCAGCGGCGCAAGGAUAUGUAUCAGGCACUGAACAACAACAUGAACGAUAUUUUCGAGUUCUUCCUGCGCCUGGUGGAGCAGCAUGUGACCGCCUUUCGCGAGACCACGCGCCAGUGCAACUACACCAAGGCCAAUGCCCACAGCCGGGUGGUGGAGAUGGUGCUGCUCACCCUCAGCGGUUUCGUCGAGUGGGUCAGCAUCCAGCACAUUAUGUCCAGCAAUGGCAAGCUGAUGCACUUCCUCUGCAUUUUGCUUAAUGACAAAGCAUUCCAGUGCAAUGCGGCCGAGUGUUUGGCGCAGAUCACCAACCGCAAGGGCCAGGCCAAGGAGCGCAAGCCGCUGCUGCAGCUGUUCAAUGAGGAGCCGCUACGGUACAUUUACCAGGCCAGCCAGAUACCGCCUGACUCUGUCUCGUCGCAGUCCAUCGAGCAGCAUCACAAUUUCCUAAAAAAGCUGCUGCAGGUGCUUAAUGGCAUGGCCCAGCAGCUGGUGGCUCUGUGGGGCAAGGACGAUGCCACCCAGCGUCCCGUUCACCUCGAGGUGCUGCUCGAGUGCCUGCUGCUCCUGGUGCAGCAUCCCUCGCUAGCCGUUGCCCACGGAUCGGCGCUCAUCUGGCAGCUGCUGCUCAAGCAUGAGCCCUGCUCCAAGGACUUUGCCACGCUCAACUACAUUCCCAAGCUCAUACACACGAUCGCUCCGAGGAUUGUGAAGCUGCCAUAUCCUGCCACAACCAGCUCACCCGCCACCCUUUCCACGGAGGCGUACAUCCGCCUGGAGUACGACAGCGAGGAGGAGUUUGCCCUGUACUUCUUCCGCUGCCGCACUGAUUUCCUGGAGAUCUUCCGCCUGGCCACGCUGGUCCAGCCGCUGGUCACCUAUGGCUACUGUGAACAGUGGCUGCAGCAGCGCCUGCGCCAUGCUGUUGCCGAGGCCGAGGCGGAGGUUAAAAGUGGCACCGUCUCCUGCAGCGUCCUGGAUCCCGUCUACCUGGAGUGGGAUGCUCUGGUCAGCGUGCUGGAUGGCGUGCUCAGUCGGAUUCUGCUCGUGGCGGAACGACCAUCGGUGCCAGCGGGUCUCCGGUUGUUGGAGGAGUGCCUCAAGCUGGAGACGGUCAAUCCGUUAAUCUACUCGAUCCUGCUCUCCUGCAUCUCGGCACUGUUCGUCUUCCUCAGCAUGUCCUCGUGCCAGAUCACGGCCACCAACUGUGUGGCCAUGAGUGGGGUAAGUCUACUGCCCCGUGUCCUUGACAAGAUCUUUCGGGCUCUGGUGCUCAAGCCGCCCAACGAGCUGGAGAAGGUGCAGGCCAAGUCCGCCAAGAAUCUGCGACGCCAUGCUGCCUCGCUGCUGGUCAAGCUGGCCCACAAAUAUCCGCUGCUCCUGCUGCCCGUCUUCGAGCAGAUCAACAACCAUGUGGAGAUGCUGCUGAAGGAGCAGCAUCAGCACCAGCAUCAGCACCAGUUGAGUCGCCUUAUGCGGACCACGCUGCAGGAGGCCCUCAUUCUCAUCUCGAAUCAUUUCUGUGACUUUGAGCGCCAAACGCUCUUCAUCGAGCACAUUGUCCAGGACAAGCGCAGCGAGUGGUUGGCCUUCAGCGAGGCCCUCAAGUCUCCGCUGGACUUUAUGAGCUUCGUGGGCCUGGACAAGCCUCCAAUUUUUGCCGUGGAAGGUGCUCCGUCGCUGGAGAAUCGCUCGCGUUUGCUGGAUGCUCUGCAUGUGGUGCUCGGCGUGGUCAAGCGCUGUACCUGGCCGGAUGACCCGGACCGGGCACAGCGGGGUGGAUUCGUGAUUGGAUGCACAGAGCUCGGCAAUCCCAUUUGCCGGAAUCCGGCCACCAAGCAUGUGGUGCCACUGCUCUCGCAUGUCCUUAGCCUGAUGCGUGUCCUCAACGAGCUUUUCGCCCCGGAGGCGUUGGCCGCCCUCUCCGAGGGCUAUCGCGGCAUCCAUGGCAUGCUGGAGCACGAAAAGAAGCUGCUGAUGGGCAUCUGUGCCUUGCCCACCGAUCCCUUGGACACCACCAUACGCAGCGAGCCCACUCCUUUCGAGAAGAUGCAAACGUUCAUGAUGAUGGUCACCGAGGGAUGCUACCAUUUGAUGGGCUCGGCGGGUCCAUCGCUGGGCCGCGAUCUCUACCAGCUAAUGGGCCUGGCCGAUGCCAUCGUAAGCAAUGUGUUCAGCCGCAUGGAUCUGGUGCCUGAUUAUCGCCUGCGCCCCAUCAUCCGUGUCUUCUUCAAGCCGUUUGUCUAUUCCUGCCCGCCCACCUUCUAUGACAGCGUCCUGGUGCCGCUCUUUGCCCAUCUGGCUCCACUGAUGUGCGAACGUUUGACGCGCCGCUGGCUGUACAUUGCCUCCCUCUACGAGAGUGGCCAGCUUAAUGGCGAGGUUAAUGACACCCAGGAGGUCCUGGAGGAUCAGCUGAAUCGAACGCUAACCCGGGAGUAUCUCGACGUACUGAAGAUCGCCCUGGUGGGUGGCCAGAUUGGAGCCGAUCAUGUGGCAGCGGGUGGGGGCGGCGGGGCCAAUGCUAAUAGCAACAUGGCCACAGCGAUGGAGAACGAGGAGCAUUCGAUGGAUAGUGCGCCACAGUCGCGGGCCAUACAGUCGGCCCUGCUCUCGGACAUCAUCAGCGAUCUGGGUGGCAAGCUGCUAAGGAAUAACCUUAUCGGGAACUAUGUGCUGAUGACCCUGCUGAAGGCCAUCGCCUGGAACGAUGGCAUGUGCAGCAUGAAGGCGGUGAAUAUAGCGGCUCCUGUGAUGCGCUUUUUGGCUGCCGAGCAAAUGAUGGAUGAGAACAAGGCUGUGACGGCAUUUACGGCCGUCCUGCAGGGCAUGCAGGUCCAUGGGCAGCACGAGGCCAAUCAAUCCGGCCUGGUCACCCUCGGCGUGCAGUUCUAUGAGCUGCUGCGUCCACAGUUCCCCAUCCUCAGCGAGGUGCUGCAGCACAUACCCAGCGUGAAUGCGGCGGAUAUCCAAAAGUUUGACGAAAAGAUUGCCGUGGCUCCUGUCAAGGGCAACAAGGUGGAUCGUGCCAAAAAGGAUAUAUUCAAGAAGCUCACCGUCCAGCUGGUGGGACGCAGUGUCAACCAGUUGUUCCGUCAUGAGGUUCAGAUAGCCAAUCUCCCGCCCAUGCACAAGGCCAGCAAGGGUGGCGGAGCCGCCGGUGCCACUGUGGAUAUCAUGGAUAGCAAUCAAAACGCCAGCCUGCCUCGGUUAUUUAGCGCGGAGAAGUGACAGGGGGCGGAAGAGAGGCAAAAGCACACCAAGGAUACGACAACGACGAGGAAGAGGAGGAGGAGGCGGCGUCGCAGCGGUGGGGGAGCUUCCUCCACCUCCAAUGCCUCGGUUACGAUCCAGAGCCAGGAUCAGGAUCAGGAUCAGGUCGAAACCAGGGCCACCUCAGCUGCCAAACUAGCGACGACUGAACUUAAAGUAAUUGUAAACUAGCUUAGACGAUGCCCACGCCCACGCCCAUGACCCAGUCCAAAUUCCAGUUUUUAAAUUGAUUAACUUAUUUAUUAUACAAACUAAUAUUGGCCGCAUGUAGCCCUAAUUUAAUUAAGUCGCUCGGUCAGCCCUUGGCCCCCAUCCCCCCAAACCCCCUGGCGACUUGUGACUUGUUACUGCUUUGUUAUUUAUUAUUCGGAAUUUGUUGAACUUGUUUGCACAAAAUAGAAGAAAGUCGUAGGCGUAUCCAAGAUGAUGGCCAAUACUCGAAACAGGAAACCCCCUUGCCUCCGAUCCCCUCCUGGCCCCAGGCACCAGCAAGACCCUUUAUUUUUUUAUAAACUAGAUAAUUAAUGAAUUGUGCUUUCCUACCCACCCCCCAUCGCCUCCUUCUUCCCCCCUCGUUACCUAUGCUCAGGCAUACUGUAAUUUAUAUAGAUUUGUACACAUAGUAUAUCCCCUGGAGAAAGAUUUCUGGAGUUACGCUUAGGCUUAGUUGAUAGGCAGCAACGCGAUAGGAAGAGAGAGAGAGUGCGAGAGAAUACGAGUUAUUAUUAUAUAAUACAUCAAUCUGUAUAUGAACACAUGCAUCCCGCAUCAGCACCACACAUGCAUUAUCCCCUCCCAACCCACAACCAAGAUGGAAAGAUAGAAAGGAAAACUAAAUCUACACACACACACACACACACACACACACACAUCGGGAUUCUAAGAAUUGUAAGUGGAGUGAAAAGUAUGUAAUUUUCAAACCGAAAUUAUGUACACCUAUUAUUUAUAACGAAAUGAAAUCGAAGAAGCGGGCCACAAUCCGUAAAAAAACACACACAAAAUCGAAAUAAGCUAAUAAAUUUGAAAUAAAUUUACAAACUGA